Aspergillus oryzae RIB40 is the source of this 1404-nucleotide messenger RNA. RefSeq lists its product as uncharacterized. The record is from RefSeq and is a predicted model, not a curated record. Lineage: Eukaryota; Fungi; Ascomycota; Eurotiomycetes; Eurotiales; Aspergillaceae. The coding region runs from base 1 to 1404 and encodes 467 amino acids. Gene Ontology annotation, molecular function: aspartic-type endopeptidase activity. The transcript is spliced from 3 exons. Gene Ontology annotation, biological process: proteolysis.
AUGAUUAAGUUUUGGUGCCUGGCCCUAGGGGCUGCUUACUUUACCAACGCCCUGACACUGGAGAAGAAGGAUCUGCCUUCUGUGCUAGAGGUCCCUUUCGAGAGCGGGCGGUUCGCAGGUGCUCACCAUCAUGAUCGCCGUGGGAAGAGGGAUCAUACCGUUAAGUUAGAGUUUUACGGGAAUGACUUCUUCUACGCUAACAUAUCUGUCGGAAACCCACCACAGAAAUUGAAAGCUCAGUUCUCGACUCUUGAUGACAGCAGCUGGGUGGUGGUGAGCGAUAACAAAGAGUUAGCAAAACCAAUAGAGCAGGGAAUUCUUGAUGGGUAUAAUGCGAACGCUUCAACUAGCAGCCGAUCAGUAAAGACACAUGCCACUGUUGACGGGUUCGAUCAGGAUGAGGUGGGAAAUAUUGAUAUAAUGUCAGAUACGAUGAUCGUUAGGGAUGUAAAACUAGAAGCCAUAAGAUUUGCUACUCUACGUGAGAAAGCCGCAAUAGGUGAUACACUCGGCCUAGGAUAUGGCAAUGGUAACUCGGAAUUUAUCUCUGUUACCCAGGCAUUGGUCGAUGCGAAAGCUAUCCAAUCCCCUGCUUUCAGCAUGUGGAUGGAGGAGAACCAUGAUCAGACCUAUAUUCCCGGCACCAUCCUCUUCGGCGGCGUGAACAAGGCCAAGUAUGUCGAUAAACUCCAUACGUUGCCGGUCAUAUCUCCUCCAGACCUCAGCAAGUUGUUCCGGGUCAAUCUUACCGGAUUGUCCGUGGGAACAGGCUCCACCACGAAGUCCGUAUCGCCAGAUUUUUUUUCCAUCGGGGCUGUCUUUUCUUCCGCGACUGAUUUCAUCGGUUUCCCGAAAGCGAUCACGCAAGACCUGUUUUCCCAACUUAACGUCACAAUGUUUUAUGAAAAUGGCCAGCCGAUGUUUCCUUGUGACAAACCACCCGAGAACAAGAUGCUAGCAUUCCAUUUCGGCGACGUAGCUUUCAACUUCUCCCUCGACCCAUUCAUAGCAGAGGCUCCCUCGACCACAGACCCUAAACAGCACGAGGAGGGUUACUGCUACCUAAGCUUUUUGACGAUCGAACCUGAACGUAGUAAGGAACUUGGCGGUGCCAUAAUUGGAGCCAAUUUCCUCAAAUUGGUAUACACAGUCUUUGACAUGAAGAAUGACGAAGUCUCUCUGGCCCAAAGAUGCUGGGAGAAAGCGCCUGAUGAGAUCAUGGAGAUCAGAUCAGGGAAGGACGGCGUCCCGGAUCGUACAACACAAGAGAAAGAUAAGGCGAACACGGCAGACAAGCCCAAAAAGACAGACGAAUCUACAGGAUCGAAUCUGAAAUCAGGCAAUGGGCUGAAAGCCGUCAUAGCGGCGGGAACCGUCUUGAUGGUUGCCCUAAUUUGGGGUUGA